AUGAGCACGGCUUCUACGGAAAACGCGGUAUCUAACGAAGAGUCCGAGACUAGAAGACCAGGCGGGCUGAACCGCACUUGCGAGGGAUGUCGGCAGCGGAAGAUUAAAUGCGUCGUAUCACAUCGCCCUGACACCGAUGCACACAAAUGCGCUCGAUGCUCUAAAUUCAGGCUGGAUUGCGUGUUUCCUCCUCCCGCCAUAAGAAGGAGGCGCAAUAAGAACGACGCCAGGAUUAAAGCCCUCGAACGGAAGCUACAAGAACUCCAGGAUGCAAUCUCCGAGACUCCUCCUCAGCUGGAUUUGGGCAAUUUCUAUCCAGAUCCACUAAGUUCUCAGUAUAUGAAUGCAUCGUGGGGUCCAGAUUCUCAGCAGCAACCAACUUCUUUAGGAGACUCACUACCGUCCAUGACACUCAUGUCAACUGGGUACCCUUUUUUAACAUCCGAAGACCCUGUGUCUUCCGGUCUAGUCAGCUUUGAGUUUGCUCAAGAGUUAUUUUCGGCAUUUUGUGAGGAUAUGGCACCGAUUUAUCCUCUAGUUCUUCUACCAGCACACUGGACGUGGCAAAAUGCCAGAGAUACUAAGCCUGCACUUUUUAGAGCAGCCUUAUCGGUUGCUUCAAGUAACCGUAAUCCAGAAUGCAGCAAGAUGUUAUUUCGAAAUGCUGCCAAAUAUGUGGCUGAAGAAGUUGCCAUACACGGAAACAAGUCACUCGAUCUGAUUCAAGCAUUACUGGUUCUGGCAGCAUGGUACUGCCCCAUGGAUAAUUUUCCAAAAUUGAUGUUUAGCCAAUACGCAAACAUGGCUGCCACUCUAGCAUUGGAUUUAAAAUGA
Messenger RNA from Trichoderma virens Gv29-8, 834 nucleotides. RefSeq lists its product as uncharacterized. NCBI's taxonomy places the organism in Eukaryota, Fungi, Ascomycota, Sordariomycetes, Hypocreales, Hypocreaceae. The record is from RefSeq and is a predicted model, not a curated record. Gene Ontology annotation, cellular component: nucleus. The coding region runs from base 1 to 834 and encodes 277 amino acids. Gene Ontology annotation, biological process: regulation of DNA-templated transcription. The transcript is spliced from 2 exons. Gene Ontology annotation, molecular function: DNA-binding transcription factor activity, RNA polymerase II-specific; zinc ion binding; transcription cis-regulatory region binding.